CAUAUCUCAGAUCCCCCAAAUCGCAGAAAUUCCAAAAGUGAUCCUCUGUUUUUGCCAAUUUUCACUGAUUUUUUGGUUCCUUAAUGGGAAGAUUUGUGGGUUCCUUCUAAUAAUUCACGAUUACAUAUGGAAUAACCCAAAUUUUUUGGGUUAUCAAAAACUGUGGCAUCAAUUGAAGUUUCUGUAUCCCAGGUACUUUACACAGUGGCUUAAUAUGGGACUUCACGGAGAACCUAGCCUACAGGUAACUUGUGAAAGUGUACCUAUGACAUAGGUAUUUGACACAUUGCUUGGGAUUAUCUUCUUCGAUGUUUGGCAUAUACAUGUGACCUAGGUACUGUGUCGGCGAUUACCUAUACGACAGGAGCUUACCUAUACAAUAGGUUGUAAACCCAGAACAAGAGGCAUAAUAAUAAUGAUGAGAGCGAUGUGAAGUAUGAUCCUUUGUACGAUAGUUUGAAGCGUGGUGAUUGGAAUGCUGCAAAGGAGUUUAUUGAUCGACACCCCGGUGCACUAACAUAUAGAGGUUCAUCAAGCGGUGGAACAGCUCUUCACGAGGCAAUCGAGAGGAAGCAGUUACACAUUGUGGAAGAGUUGUUGAAGCUGAUGACAGAAAAGGACUUGGAAAUUGAUGAUGACCUUGGUUUCACAGCUUUUUUCUAUGCUUUGCUAAAAGGAAUGGCCGCAAUAGUUGCCAAAAUGGUUAAAAAGAACAAGAAUUUAGUUACCAAGCGUUUUACCAACUCAAAAGAUAGGACUCCAGUUUUAGUCGCUUGUGGUUGGGGCCACUGGGAAAUAGCUCGCUUUCUCUAUUCUCGCACUCCAAUCCAUGUUUUGACUCAAGAUAAGAACGGCCGCGACGGUGCUCAACUUAUUUCCUAUUGCUUUGUCCACAGAAAUAAAUUGGAUAUUGGAUGGGAUUUGCUUCAGAAGUACCCAAAAUUGGCCCUUACUGAAAAUUACUCGCUGGGGCACUCCCCUCUAAAUACACUGGCUGGUUUGCAUUCUGCAUUUCCAAGUGAAGUUCGCCUAAGUUGUUGGCAGCGCUUGAUCUAUAACAAUAUACACGUACAACAACCUCAACCUGUUCCUAUCAACUCUGAUGUUUGCGUAAAUUUUGAAGAACUAGAAGAUGACAAAAGAAAUCGAAGGGAUCUCAUUUCCUCAGUUAUCGGUCCAAGGAGUUGUUAAGAAUCUUCUCAAACUGUUAGGAAUCCAUGACUUGCAUGAAAUCAGACUGGGCCAUGACCGAAAUCUUCAAAUUCUACGGCUCGUGUGUGACGUGGUAAAACGUACAAAUCUUUACCGGAAGCAAACUGACUUCAUGGAAACGGCAAUCUUCCGAGCUGUAGAACGAGGAAAAGUGGAGUUUAUUAGGGAGACGUGUAAGGCGAAUCCAAGAAUCCCACUAAUGACGAUGGAUGAAAGAGGCAGAUCAAUAUUUCAUUAUGCCGUUGAAUGUCGUCAAGAAAAAGUUUUUAAUCUUAUAUAUGGGAUUAAUGAAUAUGAUAGGAAUGCUAUCUUAAAGCAUGCAUAUAGGUUUAACAAUACUAUCCUACAUGCAGCAGGGAGUUUAUCUGCACAUCUUAAUCAUAUUCAAGGUGCAGCUUUGCAAAUGCAAAGAGAGCUACAAUGGUUCAAGGAGGUGGAGCGUAUUUUAUCCCCCCGGGACUUUGAAGUUAUAAAUUCUACUGAGAAAAUGACAGCAUAAGAAAUAUUCAUCAAGAACCACAAAGCAUUGAUGAAGGAAGGAGAAGAGUCGAUGAAAGGGACAGCAACUUCUUGCACAGUCGUAGGUGCUCUCAUUGUUACCAUUAUGUUUGCUGCUGCAUUUACAGUUCCUGGUGGAAGCAAUCAAGAUACAGGUUUUCCCACCUUCUUAAGAAAGAAGAUCUUUAGGGUUUUUCUAAUUUCAGAUUCUAUAUCACUCUUUUUUUCGACGACAUCAGUGAUGAUAUUCUUGGGAAUUCUCACAUCACGUUAUGCAGAAGAUGAUUUCCUCAAGUCUUUGCCCACAAAAAUGCUAUUAGGCCUUUUCACCCUCUUUUUAUCUAUCGCCGCCAUGAUGGUUGCUUUUUCUUCAACUCUUUUUAUUAUGCUGGAGGGAGAAUCAUGGGUAUCUAUUCCAAUCCUUUUGCUUGCCGGCGUUCCAAUCACCUCGUUUGUGUGGAUGCAAUUCCCACUCUUUCUUGACAUUUUAAUGUUUACCUAUGGAAGAGGAAUAUUUUGCAGAGCCUGGGAAUAAAAUCCUGAUUAUGCUGUGUGAU
This is a messenger RNA of Prunus persica (peach), 2267 nucleotides long. RefSeq lists its product as uncharacterized. The transcript is spliced from 8 exons. Lineage: Eukaryota; Viridiplantae; Streptophyta; Magnoliopsida; Rosales; Rosaceae. The coding region runs from base 1133 to 1711 and encodes 192 amino acids. The record is from RefSeq and is a predicted model, not a curated record.